GUUGAGAAAUAGAUAUGUUAAUCUCCUUUCUUUCCCUCCGCCCCUCCCUCUGGCCCUCCUUUCUAUGAUUAAAUGGGCUCUAGGACACCUUUUCAAGAAGACUCCCUGCUGUGUUCAGAAUCAUUCCUAGUAAACUGCAACCUCAGAUUCUCUCUCCAAGAUGUACCUCAGUGCUGCAAAUCACCGCAUACCUUUAAGAGAUGGAAACAGCAUUCCUAUUAUCGGACUUGGUACCUACUCAGAACCUCAGUGGACCCCUAAGGGAGCCUGUGCAACAUCAGUGAAGGCUGCCAUCGACAUAGGGUACAGACACAUUGACGGGGCCUACAUCUACAAAAACGAGCACGAAGUCGGGGAGGCUAUCCGGGAGAAGAUAGCAGAAGGAAAGGUGCGGAGGGAGGACAUCUUCUACUGCGGAAAGCUGUGGGCUACAAAUCAUGAGCCAGAGAUGGUCCGCCCAGCCCUGGAGAGGACGCUCAAAAUCCUCCAGCUAGAUUACGUGGAUCUUUACAUCGUUGAAAUACCCAUGGCCUUUAAGCCAGGAGAUGAAAUAUACCCCAGAGAUGAGAAUGGCAAAUGGUUAUAUCACAAGUCAAAUCUGUGUGCCACUUGGGAGGCUUUGGAAGCUUGCAAAGAUGCUGGCUUGGUGAAAUCCCUUGGAGUAUCCAAUUUUAACCGCAGGCAGCUGGAGCUCAUCCUGAACAAGCCAGGACUCAAACACAAGCCAGUCAGCAACCAGGUUGAGUGCCACCCAUAUUUCACCCAGCAAAAACUCUUGAAAUUUUGCCAACAACAUGAAAUUGUCAUUGUUGCAUAUAGCCCUUUGGGGACCUCUAGGAAUGAAACCUGGGUAAAUUUGUCUUCUCCACCUUUGUUAAAGGAUGAACUUCUAAACUCAUUGGGAAAAAAGUACAAUAAGACAGCAGCUCAAGUUGUUUUGCGUUUCAACAUCCAGAGAGGGGUGGUUGUCAUUCCCAAAAGCUUUAAUCCUGAAAGGAUCAAAGAAAACUUUCAGAUCUUUGACUUUUCUCUUACUCAAGAAGAAAUGAAGGACAUUGAAGCAUUAAAUAAAAACGUCCGAUUCGUGGAAUUGCUCAUGUGGUCUGAUCACCCCGAAUAUCCAUUCCAUGAUGAAUACUGACUUCAGAGAGUUCCUGAGCAGAUUUUUCCUUCUCAUGUGUGGAAUGGAAUGGGUAGUUCCCAAGGAUGUGGAAAUGAAAGAAGCUUUACUAUCCUCAAAGUGGUAAUGGAAGCAUGCUUAACUCUUGUGUAGUGUACGUGACUCUGGCUCAGCCGUGUUGAAGAAAAAAAAUGUUUAAAUCUGUUAAAAAUAAUUCUUGUGAAAGUAUCAGCUAAUAUUUUAUUAGAUCAAUGUCUUCUAGGCUCCAGACAAGAAAACAUUAGACUUUAGAAAAGACUUCAAAAGCAACAUAUGAAGACAAGUGACUCAUGAAUAUGGGUACUACCAUUGGCAGUUAACAAAACAACAAAAAGGGUGGAGAGCCAGCCUGUGCCAGUGUGCUGGCAGUGGCCUUGAUGUCUGAACCAUUGAUUGUAUUACAAACACAGACAAGACAAAGUCCACUGUACACUUUUAACAAAGAAGUGAUUUGCUGCAUCUUGAGUAGAGAGAGAGGGUUAAGUGUAGAAAAGUCUUAAAAUAAAGGCAAUUAAACACCACAGUGCUCAGAAAGCUGUAAUGAUUUUGUUGUUUAUUUCUAUCCAAUGAGUGUUUGGUUAGCUUUUACCCAGCUUGAAGGAUACUUCCUGGUUCUCUCUUGCAUCCUUAAAGGGCCUGAGUUUCCAUAUGACUGGCAUCUAUACUUGUGCUGUCUUACUACUCUUGCCCACAUUGACCGUAGAACCUACAUUAUGUGAAGUGGCUUGAAACAACCAACAUACACAAAUAAAACCCUACAUCAUAAAGUAGUUCAAAGAUGGCUAUUUUAAAAGAAGGCAUUUAAAAAGGAGAUUUUAGGAGCCAUAUUGAAAGAAGAGGCUUUAUAAGUUUAUUAUACUUAUGAUGUUAAGAGUAUUAUUGGGAUAGCUGUGAAUUUUGAGACAGUAGCAAGUUCAAAAGAACACUGGUAAUUUUACUGUAUGUAAAAUUUUAAAGCAUGAAUAAUAUCAUUAGAAUUCAGCAAUAGAGAUGUACCUAUUUUCACUUCAACUGGAGAAAUAUAUUUUAUUCAUUCACAUUAGGUCACUCUCACAGGGCAAGAGAGCUCUUUAAAAAAUUGUUUUCCCAAUACCAUUUGCUUGUAGAUAAUCUUCAAUAACCUAAAGACAUUUCUGAGAAAUUAUCACUUAAAAAUGUGAUCUAUACUCAUUGUUUCCACUGAUUCCAAUAUUAACACUUAUAAUUCUGCCCUCUAGAAAAUAUUUUGUUCAUAAGAAAUAAUAAAGUAUGAUGAUUUGUUAUA
Molecule: messenger RNA, 2423 nt
Organism: Microcebus murinus (gray mouse lemur)
Lineage: Eukaryota; Metazoa; Chordata; Mammalia; Primates; Cheirogaleidae
Gene: AKR1D1
Product: aldo-keto reductase family 1 member D1
Biological process (GO): bile acid biosynthetic process
Molecular function (GO): Delta4-3-oxosteroid 5beta-reductase activity
Source: RefSeq, a predicted model, not a curated record